AUGGCGGCUUUUUCUCCUUCGCACGUAUUUAUAAAUUGUAGUUUUCAUGGGAGAGAUUGUAAUGAGUGUGGCUUUUCUAGUCUAAGUGGAAGAAGUGAUUACGUUGCUCUUGUAGAUUGCAAUGAUGAUAUGACAAAUCAUUUAGCGGGAUGUCACUUAUCUAAGAGUGUUCUCCAGGAGCACGAAGUUAUACUUGCACGUGCCGGUAUUUUCAGGUGGACAGAGGGACAAGUAAAGGAAAUGGUGAUAUGCCCUAAACACAGAGACUGUUACGGGAAAUAUUGGCGUUCAGCAACGACGUGUCGAUAUCCAGUUCAUAAGGGAAAAUCUCAGGCAAUAAAACAAGGUCGUAACAUGCGUGUAAUCAACUUGGAGAUGGCCAUACAAACAAUGGAUAUGUAUGGAGUUACUGUUUCAAUUGGAUCUCGUGAGUUCUAG
Molecule: messenger RNA, 438 nt
Organism: Paramuricea clavata
Lineage: Eukaryota; Metazoa; Cnidaria; Anthozoa; Malacalcyonacea; Plexauridae
Source: the annotation of a GenBank genome assembly